Penicilliopsis zonata CBS 506.65 is the source of this 1206-nucleotide messenger RNA. RefSeq lists its product as hypothetical. Gene Ontology annotation, cellular component: division septum. Lineage: Eukaryota; Fungi; Ascomycota; Eurotiomycetes; Eurotiales; Aspergillaceae. The record is from RefSeq and is a predicted model, not a curated record. Gene Ontology annotation, biological process: division septum assembly. The coding region runs from base 1 to 1206 and encodes 401 amino acids. The transcript has 3 exons.
AUGGCCGCCUUCGUGCGAGUGUCGGGCCCGCCGAACGGUCACUUUCUGAUCGGGUAUCCGGGUAUUUCUGCGACCAUGCCACGGAUUGAAGGCAAGGUGGAAAUCCGCCCGAGCGUUGGCAUUACGGCGCCCGUCAACGUCUCGCUGGUUACGAUCGCGCUGCACCGUCGCGAAACGAUCCACCCGUCGGCAGACUCCAUGGCCAAGAAGCGUCUGGCGCCGCCUCGGAAGGAAAUCAAUGAUAUUGUGGGGAAGGAGAUGCUGCUGUUCCGCUGCCCGGCGGGCCGCGAGUACGAGGAGGUGAUAUUGAUGGAUUUGCCCUUUGUGCUCUUCAUCCCCUUUGGACGGAGCGGGACCGACGCGUCGAGGAGAGUGCCUCCUGCUAGCCUUCAGCUGCCCAGUCGCACGGCGGAGACGUACUACGAGAUGGUGGUUACCGUGCAGCAAGGCCAGUCGGAGCAAAACAAAUACCACUUCCCCGUCCCCAUCUCACGCUACGACACCCUGUCGACGUUUGGGAUGUACAGUCGUCCAGAGACGGCGGAGAGAGUAUCGGACCAUCUGGUGACCUUGGGCAUCUCUCUGCCGCGAUGGUCGUAUGGUCCGCUCGACCCAGUAAGCGUCUGGGUCAAGCUGGCCCCGAACCCGGACUGGAUGAACAAGGCCCGCAAGGUUACAAUCAACAAAAUCACCAUCGGCAUUGAUGAGGAGGUCGUGUAUAAUCACGAGGGAGACGAGCCUCAGCGCAAAAUCAAAACGUUAAUCAAACGCACAGAGGCUGUAGGUGUGAAACUGCCAGAUGCAGGCUACAUGACCGAGAUGGGCCUCGUUUUCCCGGCCAAGGACCUACGGGACGCCGAGGGUAUCCUUCCUCGGGGCAAGCCUGCUUUUCCCACGUAUGCAGUGAGCGGUUUCACCACGACAGCCAGCCUCUACAAGAUCGAGUACUAUCUGACAGUCAAGGCCCAUUUAACGUCCGCACGAGAUAUUCAAAUCCGCCAACCGAUAGUCGUUUGCCCGUUUGACCAUACCGACUGUAAAGAGGAGAUGGAAGCCAUCGAGCAGUCCGCUCGCGAUGCUGUCCAUAUCAAUCCGGACAAUCCUAUGCUACCGCUUCCCUCGAUAGUGCGUGCCGGCGAUCGACACGCCCUGCGUCAUCUGGGGGUGGCAAUUGUUGGUCACCAAAAGAAGCCGCUGAUCAACUGA